AUCAGUUUCAAUCUACAGAUCAAAGUGCAAACAACACAGUUAAAAAAAAAUACAAAAAAACAAUCAACAACAAAAAUGGCCGUCAAGAUGAUCAUUUUCGCAACCUGCGUGGCCGCCGCACUCGCCGACUACUCCGCCCCAGCUUACCCAGCACACCACGCUUACGCCGCUGAACACUCAGCCCCGACCCCAUACAACUUCGAGUACAGCGUAAGCGACCCACACACUUAUGACGUCAAGAGCCAAUCCGAACACAGCGACGGACACGGAAACGUCAAGGGAUCGUACAGCCUUUUGGAAGCCGACGGUUCCACCCGUGUCGUCGAAUACACCGCCGAUGACUACAGCGGAUUCAACGCUGAAGUCAAGAAAAUCGAAGGACAUAGCAACGGAUACAGCGCACCCGCUUACAAAUCCGCCCCGGCCUAUAAAUCUGCACCUGCUGCAUACGCUGGACACUCUUACGCCGCCCCGGCUGCAUACGCUGGACACUCUUACGCCGCCCCGGCUGCAUACGCUGGACACUCUUACGCCGCCCCAGCUGCAUAUGCUGGACACUCUUACGCUGCCCCAGCUCAUUCUUAUGCCGCCCCGGCUGCAUACGCUGGACACUCCUACGCCGCUCCGGCUGCAUACGCUGGACACUCUUACGCUGCCCCAGCUCACUCUUACGCUGCCCCAGCUCACUCUUACGCCGCCCCAGCUCACUCUUACGCCGCCCCAGCACACUCCUACGCCACCCCAGCUCACUCUUAUGCCGCCCCAGCUCACUCUUACGCCGCCCCAGCUCACUCCUACGCCGCUCCAGCUUACAAGCCAGCUGCGUACAAGGCUUACUAAUAAUUUACUGUCAAUAAUUUUAUUUUUUUUACAUUGAGCUUUAACUUCUAACUGUGGAAAUUAGCUCUUUUGUUGUACCAUCCGAACAUGAUAUUGUCUAAUUUGUUUUAUUGUUAAAAUUAUAAUAAAUUAUAUCAAUACAACUG
Molecule: messenger RNA, 986 nt
Organism: Acyrthosiphon pisum (pea aphid)
Lineage: Eukaryota; Metazoa; Arthropoda; Insecta; Hemiptera; Aphididae
Gene: cp22
Product: cuticular protein 22
Cellular component (GO): extracellular matrix
Source: RefSeq, marked provisional